UACGCAAAGGAUUAAAUACUUUAUAAUGAAAAUAACAUUGGACAACAAAUUCAAGUCUUUACUUCCAGCUAAUGCAUUGUUGUUCGUUAUAGGACAUAGUUUGCAUUGAGUUUACAGUGUCUAGUCCCUCUGCUUGGUCCGUGGACAGCAGUAUUUCCAGCCCCUCAGUGUGGUGUGGUGGUGUGUGUCUCCGGUGCUUGGUUGCUGGGAUUACUGGGACGUAUGUACACCAUGUAAUUAGCAGAGCAAUGAUGUAGAAGCAGUGUAGUAUGUUGCUCUAUAGAUUGACCUGGGGGCCUGAGUGACACUGCCUACGACUGUAGGAAUCGGAUUGAAUCAGUAAUCGUUUUUUAUUUCAGACAAUAUGGAGAGGUAUGUAUAGCCUAUUACUGCUUGUUUGAAUUGAUCACUCAAAUACAUUUUCCCUAAAAAAGAGCAAUAGUAGGUAUGAAGUGGCAUGUCUCUCUCCACAGCUUCAAGCUUCCUCUAUAUUUAUUCUCCCUUCUCGAUUGGGAUGAUGGAUAGUAAGCUACGCAUAGUAAGAUUGGGAUGAUGGAUAGUAAGCUACGUAUAGCAAGAUUGGGAUGAUGGAUAGUAAGCUACGUAUAGUAAGAUUGGGAUGAUGGAUAGCAAGCUACAUAUAGUAAGAUUGGGAUGGAUAGUAAGCUACGUAUAGUAAGAUUGGGAUGGAUAGUAAGCUAUGUAUAGUAAGAUUGGGAUGAUGGAUAGUAAACUACGUAUAGUAAGAUUGGGAUGGAUAGUAAGCUACGUAUAGUAAGAUUGGGAUGGAUAGUAAGCUACGUAUAGUAAGAUUGGGAUGAUGGAUAGUAAGCUACGUAUAGUAAGAUUGGGAUGAUGGAUAGUAAGCUACGUAUAGUAAGAUUGGGAUGAUGGAUAGUAAGCUACGUAUAGUAAGAUUGGGAUGAUGGAUAGUAAGCUACGUAUUGUAAGAUUGGGAUGAUGGAUAGUAAGCUACGUAUUGUAAGAUUGGGAUGGAUAGUAAGCUACGUAUAGUAAGAUUGGGAUGGAUAGUAAGCUACGUAUAGUAAGAUUGGGAUGGAUAGUAAGCUACCUAUUGUAAGAUUGGGAUGGAUAGUAAGCUACGUAUAGUAAGAUUGGGAUGGAUAGUAAGCUACCUAUUGUAAGAUUGGGAUGGAUAGUAAGCUACGUAUAGUAAGAUUGGGAUGGAUAGUAAGCUAUGUAUAGUAAGAUUGGGAUGGAUAGUAAACUACGUAUAGUAAGAUUGGGAUGGAUAGUAAGCUACGUAUAGUAAGAUUGGGAUGAUGGAUAGUAAGCUACGUAUAGUAAGAUUGGGAUGAUGGAUAGUAAGCUACGUAUAGUAAGAUUGGGAUGAUGGAUAGCAAGCUACGUAUUGUAAGAUUGGGAUGAUGGAUAGUAAGCUACGUAUUGUAAGAUUGGGAUGGAUAGUAAGCUACGUAUAGUAAGAUUGGGAUGGAUAGUAAGCUACCUAUUGUAAGAUUGGGAUGGAUAGUAAGCAACGUAUAGUAAGAUUGGGAUGGAUAGUAAGCUACCUAUUGUAAGAUUGGGAUGGAUAGUAAGCUACGUAUUGUAAGAUUGGGAUGGAUAGUAAGCUACCUAUUGUAAGAUUGGGAUGGAUAGUAAGCUACGUAUUGUAAGAUUGGGAUGGAUAGUAAGCUACGUAUAGUAAGAUUGCGAUGGAUAGUAAGCUACCUAUUGUAAGAUUGGGAUGGAUAGUAAGCUACGUAUAGUAAGAUUGGGAUGGAUAGUAAGCUGAAAUUCACAGAACUUGAUUUGUUUAAGUUGAAGUCACUCCUGGUUCAGGCAGCAGGAGGUAACAUAUGGCAGUCAGACAGGCCUAUUGUUGCUCUCCUAUUGCUCUGGCUGUUUCAGUGCAACUCAGAAAUCAGCCAGUGCUGAGGAUUGUCAGUUUGAGUUCAUCUGGGCUCUCUAGCAAACACACGCUGAGCGGCAGGCAGCUGAUUGAGACGGGACUCCUCUCCCUCCCUAAAUGUUCCAUCAACACCCUCACUGCUCCUCCCAGCCAUACUCUACAUGUCCAUUUUCCAUUUAGUAAAUGCUUUCUAAAGCAUUUUCAUAAAAAAGCAGUAGUUAGAACACAGCAAUGAAUUACAUUUCAAUUUGUUUGACUUCAUUUCCAGGUUGCUGCAUUAGGCUCAGUAAAAUGCCCAUCUCUAACAUUCUUGUCCCUUCUCUCUUUAUUCUUAUUAGGUUUCAGAGAACAAGGCGAGGGAAUUACAUUAGUGUAUCUUAAGUUAAAAGCUCUUUGCUCUUUGACCAAGUGUUUCAGUGUUAUUGGGUUAAUCUGAUUUUUGCUGUCUUCAUGGAGAUGCUAUCGCAGGGUAUAGGUAGUGGCUGGUAACCAAAGCAGUCCUGCACAGACACCAUCCAGAUGGGAUCAGUUUACGGUAAUUUGGUUUCAGAAUACAUUACCAGAAGAGGCUCCUGGCCGAGAACGGCCACCCCGCUAAGAGCUAGGAGUCUGUGGUCGCUGUGGCCACUGCAGACAGCCAGCUCCAGCCGGCCCAGGGCUUCGUUGUCCAAUUCAUUAGGGCGAUUACUCAGUCCACUGGCCACACUGGAGCCCUCACAUUUCUGGCUGCUGAAUAGAAUGGCUGUUGAUGACCGGCACCUUCCCUCCAGCUGCGGGUCCUACAUCAAGACGGAGCCGUCCAGCCCCUCCUCAGUCAUCGACACGGUCAGCCACCACAGCCCAAGCGGCAACUCGGACGCCAGCGGCGGCUAUGUCAGCGCCAUGAACAGCCACUCCAACGGCCUGGACUCUCCGCCCAUGUUUACGCCCGGUGGGCUGGGCGCCGGCCCCUGCCGCAAGCGCUAUGACGACUGCUCCAGCACCAUCAUGGAGGACUCACCCAUUAAGUGCGAAUACAUGUUGAACUCCAUCCCCAAGAGGCUGUGCCUGGUCUGUGGAGAUAUAGCCUCUGGGUAUCACUAUGGCGUGGCCUCUUGUGAGGCCUGCAAAGCCUUCUUUAAAAGGACAAUACAAGGCAACAUAGAAUACAGCUGUCCCGCCACAAACGAGUGUGAGAUCACAAAACGGAGACGCAAGUCAUGUCAAGCCUGCCGCUUUAUGAAGUGUCUCAAAGUGGGGAUGCUCAAGGAAGGUGUGCGUCUGGACCGUGUGCGAGGGGGAAGACAGAAGUACAAGAGGAGGAUGGAUGCAGAGAACACAGCGUACCUGGGCCUCACACUCCCCCCGCCUGCCAAAAAACCCCUCACAAAGAUAGUGUCCCACCUGCUGGUGGCCGAGCCAGAGAAGAUCUAUGCCAUGCCUGACCCCACCAUGCCUGAGAGUGACAUCAAGGCCCUCACCACGCUGUGUGACCUGGCUGACCGGGAGCUGGUUGUCAUCAUUGGCUGGGCAAAGCAUAUCCCAGGCUUCUCCACGCUGUCGCUGGGAGACCAGAUGAGUCUACUGCAGAGCGCCUGGAUGGAGAUCCUGAUCCUGAGCAUCGUGUUCCGCUCGCUGCCCUACGAGGACGAGCUGGUGUAUGCAGAGGACUACAUCAUGGACGAAGAACACUCGCGGCUCACGGGCCUGCUCGACCUCUACGUGUCCAUCCUGCAGCUCGUACGCAAGUACAAGAAGCUGAAGGUGGAGAAGGAGGAGUUUGUCACCCUCAAGGCCAUCGCUCUCGCCAACUCAGACUCCAUGCAUAUAGAGGACGUGGAGGCAGUGCAGAAGCUCCAGGAUGCGCUCCAUGAGGCCCUGCAGGACUAUGAGAGCAGCCAGCAUCAGGAGGACCCCCGGCGGGCAGGCAAGCUGCUCAUGACCCUGCCCCUGCUGCGUCAGACUGCCACCAAGGCCGUGCAGCACUUUUACAGCAUCAAGGUUCAGGGCAAGGUGCCCAUGCACAAACUCUUCCUGGAGAUGCUGGAAGCCAAGGUCUGAUGGAGGAGCAGGUGAUGCAGACAGAAGGACAUGGAGAGAGGGGACUCAGGACAGGAGAGGAACACCCUGCUGACUGUGACAGGAGACUGUGACCGACCUGUGACUGUGACUGACCUCUCUCGCGCUUUGCCCCCCCCCCCCCCCCUCCAACCCAAGACAUUUAAAAAAAAAUACAAAAAAAUAAAGAAGAACAAAUGCAAAACUUGGUUAAAAGUAUAAAUGUAAAAUGAUGCAGAUUAAUUUAAAAUAUAUUAGAAAUACUAUGUACAGUAAUAAUUUUGUUUUGUUUAUGGUCUGUGGUCAUACUGUAUGUGAAGGAUCUCCCCCUCUCUAUAUCUUCAGAAGGAAUAAUUGCAGGCUCUUAAUUAACAUGGUUUUAUUUCUAGUCAGAAUAUACAGUUGAGUCAACCACUAUGACUCACUUGUUAGACAGUUGUUUCACCUCCUGGACUUGACCAGGACAUGUAUAUAUUUAUUAAUAAUGAUUGACUGAGUGAACAGUUAUGUCUGGUGAAGCCGACGGCCAUUUUCUCUCUUUCUCCUUUUUUGGAAAAAAAAUGAAAAGAAAGAAAGAACAGAAAGUGUUACCUAAAUGUGAGCUCUACUGAUCUAAAUGUCCUUGAAUAUACCUCUUCAGAGCAGUGAGCUGUGUGAUGUGGAUUGGUCUCAGACAGGAAGAAGAUAAACUGGUCACAUGACAUGUUUAACCAAACUAGCAUAGCCAGGUAGUCAGUCGUCUUAUUCUGUAGUAACUCAGCAAUAAAGGGAGCCGUGCCGUGGACAAGUCAUGUUAAACCUCCUAUAUCAUCAGCUUCACUACGCUGCUCUGUCUGUCUGUCUGUCUGUCUGUCUGUCUGUCGCUAGAAGACCAUGCCCUCCCAUUUGUGUGUGAGUGUGAGUGUGUGUCCUGGCAAUGGACACACCACUCACCUGUUGCACUGUAGCGUUUCUCCUCUGUAAACCCCACAUUUGGUGAUUGUUCAAGCCAAUGGAAAUUGCCUCUUGGCAACUGAGUGAAUGACCUCAUCUGGGCAGGGUGAAAGAUGAUGAGUGGGUUUGGGGCGGGGGUAUCAAAGGAUUACUGCCGAGUGGCAGAAGUCCAGAAGAUUCCAUGUUCAAACAAUCAGAGGCCCAUGUGUCAAAUGCUCUAUUUUGGGUCCUUUAAGGCUGUGGCAGAGUCCUCCCACACAGGGAGCAAGGUGUCCAGCAUCUGCUGCCUGUCUUUUUAUAGCUGGGACUGUCUUUAUGGAGCUACAGCCAAACUGAGGUGAAUGGCAGGUGCAGUGAUGUGUUGGUAGCUAGAGCUUCACGCUGACUGGGGGUAUUUUUAACCCAGAAGGAGGUUAUUGCUGUAGCUGCCUGCCUGCUAUCUACUGUUCAGCUCUGCCUCCCUCCAGGAGUACAGUAGACACGUGGAACGCUGCUUGACCCCAUGUUGACACAGUAGCUGUGUUGUAACACCUCUCAACAGACCAGGAGACAGACAGGCAUCCUUAAAGACAGCAAAUCGCUCCCCAAGGUGCUCCUCUUGUGAGAAGCCAUGCAGGCUAUAAAGUGUCAGCAUGUUUCAAAGGGUAGCACCAGUCCCAUGGUGUGUCUGAACAAGGUGUGAUCUCGGUGGGAAAGUGACGAGAGGGCCUCCAUGCUCCCAGUGUGUAGGUAGGUCGACCUCCAUGGUGCAUGCUGGGCCCUGUAGUUCAGUACUGUAGACUCAUGCUGUUCUUGUUCUGCAUGGGAGAGAAUGUGAUGGGAGGGGGAUGAUUAUACUACUGACGUGGUUAAUGUGAUGUGAUACAUGUUGGUGCUGUCACAAUAUGAAACUGUGAUCAAAGGAAUCCCUGACAUUGUAGACGGGAUGGUUGCUACUCUGCUUGUGAUAUCAUUGACCAGUGUUAAUCCUGCAGCACCCUAUUUUACUGCAGCCUGAUUGGUCACUUAAUGGAGGAUGACUACACACCCCAACACCUAAUAAUCCCAAUUUGAACUAGCCGCUGUCUACUUAACAGGCUCCACUUUAGGGGGUGACCAUGUAACUUAAACUAUUUUACUGUUGUGCAAUACAACGGGGACCAAUUCUGACUGAAACCAUGCUGUAAGCAUGCUUUUACCAAGAUUUUGGACAAUUGGAUUAAUAUUUCAAUAUUAUUACAAAUUAUUCUUAUCAAAAAUAACUAUCAGAACUACAUUUUCAUUGCUCUACUGUAAAAUACAAGCGUUUGUAUGGACAAG
Messenger RNA from Oncorhynchus mykiss (rainbow trout), 6142 nucleotides. The record is from RefSeq and is a predicted model, not a curated record. NCBI's taxonomy places the organism in Eukaryota, Metazoa, Chordata, Actinopteri, Salmoniformes, Salmonidae.